Molecule: messenger RNA, 1143 nt
Organism: Alnus glutinosa
Lineage: Eukaryota; Viridiplantae; Streptophyta; Magnoliopsida; Fagales; Betulaceae
Product: probable indole-3-pyruvate monooxygenase YUCCA10
Exons: 4
Coding region: 1-1143 (380 amino acids)
Molecular function (GO): flavin adenine dinucleotide binding; N,N-dimethylaniline monooxygenase activity; NADP binding
Source: RefSeq, a predicted model, not a curated record
AUGGAGACAACAGUAGUGAUAGUAGGAGCCGGGCCUUCUGGCCUUGCAACCUCGGCUUGCCUGUCCCGCCAUUCCAUCCCCUAUGUUGUCCUUGAAAGAGAAGAUUGUUACGCUUCUCUUUGGAAGAAAAGAACCUAUGACCGAUGUGGUCUCCAUUUGGCUAAAGAAUUUUGUUCCUUACCGUUUAUGCCACACCCACCCGAAACAUCGACUUUUCUCUCCAAAGAUGAUUUUCUUCAAUACAUAGAUAAUUAUGUCUCCCGUUUUGAUAUCAAUCCUCGAUAUUUCCGCUCUGUUCGUUCCGCUUUCUACGACAAAGAUGAAAAGAAAUGGCGGGUUGAAGCCAAAAACUCCAUAGAAGGAAAGGUGGAAGUUUAUGUUGCGGAUUUCUUAGUUGUCGCGUCUGGGGAGAAUAGUGAGGGUUAUAUUCCUGAUCUGCCAGGGUUGGAUAGCUUUGGGGGAAAGAGUCUGCAUUCUAACCAUUACAGAUCGGGUUUAAAAUAUCAAAACAAGGAUGUUUUGGUUGUUGGAUGUGGAAAUUCUGGAAUGGAGAUUGCUUAUGAUCUCUCAAUCUUUUACGCUAAACCCUGCAUUGUUGUUAGAAAUCCGUUUCAUGUGCUCACCAAAGAGUCUGUUGCUCGAGGAAUGUAUUUACUGAAAUAUCUCCCAGUUCAUCUGGUGGAUGCUCUGGUCUUAAUGCAUGCUAAAUUCAUAUAUGGAGAUCUAUCGAAAUAUGGGAUUCAUCGACCAAAAAUAGGCCCAUUCACUCAAAAAGCUUUAACAGGAAGAUCUCCUGUCAUCGACGUUGGCACUGUCAAAAAGAUCCAAGAAGGAGAAAUAAAGGUUGUCCCAGAGAUAUCGAGUAUUAAGAAAGACAAAGUGGUUUUCAAGGAUGGCACUGAGAGAAAGUUUGAUGCGAUUGUGUUCGCCACUGGUUAUCGAAGCUCAGCUAAUCACUGGCUUAAGGAUUAUGUAUACGCUCUUAAUGAUGAAGGAAUGCCAAAAAACAAUUUCCCUGCUCAUUGGAAGGGAGAGAAUGGCCUAUAUUGUGCUGGAUUGUCAAGGAGAGGACUCUUUGGGAUUGCGAUGGAUGCACAGGCCAUAGCCAACGAUGUUCAAAAGGUUUUAAGCGGCAGAAAUUAA